Messenger RNA from Phytophthora infestans T30-4, 2730 nucleotides. RefSeq names its product protein kinase, putative. The transcript has a single exon. The coding region runs from base 207 to 1829 and encodes 540 amino acids. Lineage: Eukaryota; Oomycota; Peronosporomycetes; Peronosporales; Peronosporaceae. Gene Ontology annotation, molecular function: protein serine/threonine kinase activity; ATP binding. Gene Ontology annotation, biological process: protein phosphorylation. The record is from RefSeq and is a predicted model, not a curated record.
CAUUUUCUCAUGCUGCUCGUAUUUUUAGUGAACAAAAGUGUUCUCCAUCGGUCGAAAGAAGACGCGGUGUCGAACACUGUCACUUGGCAAUUGGUGCCUGACCCCAUCGGCUCAAUCGAUCGUCGAUUGAUCACCUUGGUUUCUUCGUUUCCCGACGCAGCGCUCCAUUUUCGCAAUUAUCUUCCGGAGCUAAGUCCGAAGCUAUCAUGGUGCUUCUCUUCCAACGUAAGGACUCGGUGUUGAGUGAGGAGUCGAAGCGGUUUGUCAACUCGCUUCCCUCUACGUUCAUCAACCUGUUCCGCAAGCGACGGCAACUACUGCCAGUGUGGAGCUCACACAAGUACUGCGCUAUGAUCAAGUCGACGUACCUGGUGUACUAUCGAGCCACUAAACCAGAAGAUGCGGGAGUGCCUGGCUUCUGGCAGCAAAACACGCUUAAGUAUCUAAAUCUGCAGAACUGCAAGAUCAAGCUCAUCGACGACGACUCGGCUGGCUACGUGUUUUGCAUCACGCCCGAGUCUGGCAAGGGAGCCGUCUACUUCGCUGCAGACACAGAGAAAGAUCGUGCCAAGUUUGCAGCUCAAGCAGCUGCAGUGCAGCACCGAAUGCCGUCGUUGAAUGAGUUUUGUACGCUCAAGCUACUGGGACGUGGCCAUUAUGGACGUGUGAUCCUGGCGUCGAAUACCUCGGAUCGCCAGCUGUAUGCUAUUAAGGAGAUGAAGCUCGGACAGGUGAAGGCGAAGGUGGUGUUCGCUGAACGAGCAGCUAUGGAGUGGGUCGGGGAGCACCCGUUCGUGAUGGGGUUGGACUACGCGCUGGCACGGGGUCGCUCCGUGUUCCUCAUUUCCAAGUUCAUGCAGGGCGGGGAUCUCUUCCUGCAUAUGCAAAACAACGGAGGCAGCUUCGGUGAAGACGCAGUCCGCUUCUACGCCGCGGAAUUGUUGCUGGCACUUGAGCACAUGCACAACAUGUGCAUUCUGCACCGAGAUAUCAAGCCUGAAAAUGUGCUGCUGGACAGCGAAGGUCACAUCAAGUUGGCAGAUAUGGGGCUGGCCAAGAGACUGGAGUCGCGAGCUGGACGCACCAAGACCAUGUGCGGUACCGACACGUACUUGCCGCCCGAGAUGGUGGGUCGAUACCCUGAUGGCCAUGGGCUUCCAGUUGACUUGUGGCAGUUCGGCUGCAUCCUCUUUGAGCUGCGUGCUGGAUAUCCACCAUUCUACUUGCCUCAAUCUAGCCAGAAGAGCACGCACCAGCGGAUAUUGUAUCAACCUGUGCGCUACCCAAACAGCAUGUCAUCUGAGCUCAAGAGUUUGCUGGUGGCUCUGCUCGAGAAGCGGCAGGAAGACCGACUUGGCUUCCGUGGAGGCGUCGCAGAGAUUAAGAACCACGCGUUCUUCAACGGAAUUGACUGGGACCAAGUGCUGAAACGGCAACUCGCGCCUCCUCUUGUGCCGGGACCGCCUGGUGAGUUCUUCGUGGCCAACUUCGAUCCGCACUUCACCGAGCAGCCUCACACGAUCUACGCACCCGAAGAGAUCGCGAGCUGCUUUGAACGCGACUUUGCUGGUUUCGACUACGUGCGGCCGGUUCACGCUGGAGCUAACAAUGCCUCGUGUGCAUCCAUGAUGUCUGCAGCUAGGAUGACAGCGUCGCCCACUUCGUCUACAUGUAGUCGUGCCAGCACCAGCAAGGACAUGAGCGAAUGCAUCGAGUCCAGCUUCGGUGAGUUCUAUGAGCACGGCAACGAACAGCAGAGCGAACACGAUAACCCCGAGGUGGAAUUGGAGGCAGAGCUGGAAGUUGAUUCGGUUCGGAUCAAGAUUUAAGCACGCAAGCAAAAAGAUUUGUACGAUGACAAAAGAAUAACUAUUUACUGUAUCUAUAAUUCUUGAGUGGGAUGUUGGUAUGUACUUGUACUUGCGAGUUGAAACCUAUUGAUACCGACGAGGGGGGGAUCGCGGCGUCCACUUCCGCAAGCACCUACGAUAUGAUGCAGUCACUGCCUUGAGAGGGUCUACGUCUUUGGCCACGGAUUGGUUGUUGUUGCAGUAAUUGCUGUUGCUGCAGUCGCUCUUGUUCUUGCUGGUACUGACGCGUCUGUGCGUCGACCUGGCGCUUUUGCUCUUGAUAGUAGCGUUCAGCUUGCCGCUGAGCGUCCAGUUCCUCCUCAGAGAACAUCAUUCGUCCAUCAGCAGUGACAGGAAUCACCUCAUUCUCACUGGUUUCUCGGCUUCUGUCGUCCUCAUGUGAAGGUUGUUGCUGCUCCGUGGCGCUGCUAACGUCCCGGUCGACACCGACAGGCUUCAAGUGGUGAGGAGAGAUACGCGGAGACAUGCGCUUAUUCCCCCCACGCGCCAAUUCUUCUUCUUCGCGCUGGAACUUCAGGGCUAGCAGAUAAUCUGGGUCAAGGUUUCCCUCUUCUUCAUCCCCAAACAACCCGCUACUCGGCAUGGUGUGCUCAGCAGCCCUCGUGGUAUCCGUACUUGUCAUCUGCUCCUCAUUAUGAGCAGGGGGGACACAACCCGUAAGACUCAUAGCUCUCGCUUUCUGCAAGUCCCGUUCCUCAUCAAGUCGCUGCUGUUGCUGCUGCGUCAAGAUGUUCUGCUGCUGUUCCGAAGACGUAACUGGUCGAAAUUGCGAGUCAAGAUACGUUGUGUCGCCGUCAAUUUCGUUGAGCAGCUCCCACACGACUGUAGGCUCGUCAAGGUAUCCUGCGUCGGUAACCAG